This is a messenger RNA of Trematosphaeria pertusa, 186 nucleotides long. RefSeq lists its product as uncharacterized. The transcript has a single exon. The record is from RefSeq and is a predicted model, not a curated record. The annotation marks the transcript as partial. NCBI's taxonomy places the organism in Eukaryota, Fungi, Ascomycota, Dothideomycetes, Pleosporales, Trematosphaeriaceae.
GACCACACCUACAAUAUCACUGGAAUUCUCGAUUGGGAGCGCGCUGGCUGGUAUCCGGAUUAUUGGGAAUAUUCGAAUAUUUUAAAGCCCUCCAAUGACGAGGAUUGGCAAGCCUGGAUGGAGAAAACGGCAGCGGAGAAUUGGGAUAUCGGAGGUCUCAUGGCGGCGAGGAGAGUCUUACUCUAA